Messenger RNA from Contarinia nasturtii (swede midge), 2100 nucleotides. RefSeq names its product toll-like receptor 3. The coding region runs from base 66 to 1949 and encodes 627 amino acids. NCBI's taxonomy places the organism in Eukaryota, Metazoa, Arthropoda, Insecta, Diptera, Cecidomyiidae. The transcript has a single exon. The record is from RefSeq and is a predicted model, not a curated record. Gene Ontology annotation, molecular function: protein binding.
CCAACUCAUCAAUAUCAAAAAGAAUCGAUAACAAGUAGUUGUUUUUGCUCCGUUUUACUCUCAAAAUGAGAAUUAUCAUCUCGUUCAUUUUAUUAAUUCAAGUGAACUAUUUCGUGGUUUAUGCCACGAAUAGUGAAAUUACUUAUGCGAUUUGCACGAAUUCCACAAAUGUGAUAUUCUCUUGUGGAGUCAAUAAUCGUGCAAACCCACAACCAAGUGCUGAAAAAUCGGCUGGCUUAACUGCUAAAGGCGAAGUUGCUGAUACGCCUGUUCCGUCUUUCGAGAAAUUUAAGUCUGAAAAUCAAUUGGGUGAAAAUGCUGAAGAAAAAACCGAACCAAAAGCUGCCGAAAACGAGGAUUCUACGCAAGAAAAAACUGCGUCGGCUGCAACAGUAAAAAGAUCUGUGGAUGGUGAAAAUGCAGAGAGUGGUGAUGUGAAGCAGCCAGAUCAAGCAAAAAAAGUUGAAGAAGUCAAAGCGGAUUCGACAGAACCGACCUCUGAACCGUCGAAAACUAAAGCACAAAGUGAAAAUAAAAGUGAAGCUCCGAAAGAGAAUGAGCAAGUAACGCCAGAGGCACCGAAAGAAACAACUAUAAAUGAAGUUCAAUCAGAAGAUAAAUCGAAACAGCCCCCCGAAAAUGACGCGACCAAAACACAAUCCGCCGAUGAGAAAGUCGAAUCGGAGAAAAAAGACGACAACACAUCUGAAAAACCUGAAACUAUAAUAGAUGCAAAACCAACAACAGGUGAUGUAAAGGAAAGUUCCGUUGAGCACAUUUCAAGCCCGGGUGCAUCGACUUUCGAGUGUUAUUGGAAAGGAAACAAUUUGACAACGCAUACAAAAACGAAUUUCGUGUCAAUUCAUUACCAGGAUUGUCAUUUUCCACAGUUACCAUUCCACACCACCUUGCUCUAUACUUACGAAAAUCUUCGCAUUUUCAACGUGUCCAAUGUGGGUCUGAAGGUGUUUGAAGCGGUUACAGGUGCAGCACAACUCGAAACAAUUUUGGCUUCAUAUAAUAACCUAAACAAAAUCCAUACUAAUUUAUUCUCAAAUUCGAGCAGUUUAACCACAUUAGAUCUGUCGCACAAUCACAUUAGCGAAAUCGAACCAAUGGCUUUUGAUGGUUUGAGCGAAUUAAAAUUCUUGAAUCUUUCUUGGAACAGUCUCGACACCGUGGAACAAACACUUUUCGCCAAACUAAUGCACUUGGAGUAUUUGGAUCUGUCACACAAUCAAUUCACCGUUUUCGAUGGCCAACUCUUUGCACCGCUUGUGCAUUUAGAAAUUCUGACCUUGUCAAACAAUUUGGUCAACAACAUCAAUGCAUCCACUUUCACCGCAUUGAAGAAUUUAAAGCAUUUGGAUUUAUCAAACUUAAAAUUGUUCAGUAUUGAAUCGGGUACCUUUUCGAAUUUACUCGAAUUAAGAACAUUGAAUCUGGCGAAUAAUAGCUUGAACAAAAUUGACUUUGAGCCAUUCCACGCACAUGUCAAUUUUACGUCGAUCAAUCUGAAUGGAAAUCGUUUGACCGAUUUGGAUGGCUUCAAAAACGAAUCGUUCCCGAAACUUGAGAGCUUUGGCAUAACCAACAAUCAAUUUAAUUGUACGUACUUGGAAACGUUCUUGAAGUCGGUCGACUCAAAAUCGAUAAGUUUUACAUGCGGUCAAUCGGCGUCAAAUGGUGAUAACAUUAAUGGCGUUUCGUGUGAAAAGGAAGGUAUUUCGGUGCGAAAAUAUGUCGCCGGAAUGGUUGAAAACGUCGAAUGUGCUUUUACGACAAUGAAAGUUACAUUGCUACUUCUUUGCAUUGCAAUGUUGGCCAUGGUCAUUUUCAUUGUGAUCGUUCGGCGAAAGGUUAACAAAGCCACUGGAAGAGCCGCUGUUUAUGAACUCACCGAGGACGCAGAGGGAAGAAGAGAAGGAAAAGCCGUUGUUUAUACGUAAAUUUUGAAACGGUAAGAUGGAAACGGCAUUUGGAGUAUGGUAGAAAGGGGAAAAGGAUUAAAGUAAUCAAAAGAUAUUCAAGUUUUAAAGUUAACAUUUCAAUUGAUAAUUUCAAUCAAACACCAAUAAAAAACUUUUGCAAAGCAAAAAA